AUGUGUUUGCUCAAUCUUCCCCCAGAAUUGACCCUUCUCAUCUCUGAGCUCCUAUGUCCCAGAGACCUCAACGCUCUGGCUCGAGCAUCUCGCGACUUCGCAUACUUUUUUGACCCACUCCUCCAAGACCGCGCUCUGAUCGACCCCAAAGUCACCCAGUCCGUCCUUUUCUGGGCUGCCAAAAACGGGCGUGAAGAGACAAUCCACAAGAUCCACAAACAUGCGCAGCAUAGGCAGAUUGGGAUCAACUCAGUACUCAAGAAUCGCAUGUUGAUGAUUGCAGCUAGGUAUGCGCAGGUUGAUCUCCUGGGAUAUCUCGUCCACAGCCUCGGCGCAGACCUCUCCGCUAUGGUCCCCAUGUACACCACGGAGGAUGUUCCUUAUUCUCUAGGCAGUGCCAUAUACACCAAGACAACAACAGCGCUACAUGCAGCUGCAUUGUGCCAGGACGAUGUUGUAGCUCGCAGGUUGAUCGAACUAGGCGCAGACGUGAAUGCUGUUGACGGAGAUGGUGCAUCUCCUUUGCACUAUGCUGCCUGGAAUCCCACAGCAACACCAGCAGUAGUCCGUUUGCUAUUGGAGCACAGCAGCAAGACUGAGACAGAGGAUAAUUGGCACGGGAGACCGUUGCACAGGGCUGUGGGGUUUGGGAAUAUAGAAACCAUAAAACUGCUAUUGGCCUAUGGUGCGGAUGUCGCAGCGCGCGGUUUCUCUGACAAAAUACCCUUGCACAAUGCGGCAGAGCGUGGCCUUUACGAAUCAGUCGUCUUGCUGGUCGAGGGAGGGAGCGAUGUCAACGCCAGGACUGUUACUGGAUGGAGGCCUCUUGAUGUGGCUGAGAACAAUUGUUUUGAUCUCAUAGUCAGCGAUACAACGAGAUAUCGGGAGGAAGGAAGACGAGGCAGCAAACAGAGAAAAAGGAAUCGUGAAAGUCUCCUCAUGUAA
Aspergillus thermomutatus is the source of this 945-nucleotide messenger RNA. RefSeq lists its product as uncharacterized. Bases 1 to 945 code for a protein of 314 amino acids. The transcript has a single exon. The record is from RefSeq and is a predicted model, not a curated record. Gene Ontology annotation, molecular function: protein binding. Lineage: Eukaryota; Fungi; Ascomycota; Eurotiomycetes; Eurotiales; Aspergillaceae.